AAUGAGAGCGAUAUUAGGACUAGUUAACCACAGUUUUACAAGACUCCUCUCCCUGCAUGUGGGCCAUUGUCAUGCUGGUGGGCGUCCCGCCCACCUGAAGGGUCUCCCCGCCCCGACUGGGGUUUGUUGUUGAAGAAGGAGAAUCCCCGGAAAGGCUGAGUCUCCAGCUCAAGGUCUAAACUUUAAAGGACGAAAGCCCUCCAGUUUCCCCUGGACAUCUUGUUCCUGCUUCUGCUACGACCUUCUGGGGAACGCAUAUUUCUCAUUUUCUUCUUAAAUUGCCAUUUUCGCUUUAGGAGAUGAAUGUUUUCCUUUGGCUGUUUUGGCAAUGACUCUGAAUUAAAGCGAUGCUAACGCCUUCUUUCCCCGCUAAUUGCUAAAAGCUACGGACUGCAGGAAGAUGGCCCGCUUCUCUUACAGUGUGAUUUGGAUCAUGGCCAUUUCUAAAGCCUUUGAACUGGGAUUAGUUGCCGGGCUCAGCCAUCAGGAAUUUGCACGUCCAUCUCGGGGAGACCUGGCCUUCAGAGAUGACAGCAUUCGGCCCCAGGAGGAGCCUGCAAUUCGGCCUCGGUCUUCCCAGCAUGUGUCGCCCAUGGGGAUACAGAACAGUAAGGAGCUAAACAGAACCUGCUGCCUGAAUGGGGGAACCUGCAUGCUGGGGUCCUUUUGUGCCUGCCCCCCCUCCUUCUACGGACGAAACUGUGAGCAUGAUGUGCGCAAAGAGAACUGUGGGUCUGUGCCCCAUGACACCUGGCUGCCCAAGAAGUGUUCCCUGUGUAAAUGCUGGCAUGGCCAGCUCCGCUGCUUUCCUCAGGCAUUUCUACCUGGAUGUGAUGGCCUUGUGAUGGAUGAGCACCUCGUGGCUUCCAGGACUCCAGAACUACCACCGUCUGCACGUACCGCUUUUAUGCUAGCUGGCAUCUGCCUUUCUAUACAAAGUUACUGUUAAUUGACAUUGACCUAUUUCCAGAAAUAUAAUUUUAGAUAUCAUGCAAAUUUCAUGACCAGUAAAGGCGGCUGCUACAAUGUCCUAACUGAAAGAUGAUCAUUUGUUAGUUGCCUUAAAAUUAUGAA
Mandrillus leucophaeus (drill) is the source of this 1074-nucleotide messenger RNA. RefSeq names its product teratocarcinoma-derived growth factor 1 (gene CRIPTO). Gene Ontology annotation, molecular function: growth factor activity. NCBI's taxonomy places the organism in Eukaryota, Metazoa, Chordata, Mammalia, Primates, Cercopithecidae. The record is from RefSeq and is a predicted model, not a curated record. The transcript is spliced from 6 exons. Bases 401 to 949 code for a protein of 182 amino acids.